Molecule: messenger RNA, 1191 nt
Organism: Zasmidium cellare ATCC 36951
Lineage: Eukaryota; Fungi; Ascomycota; Dothideomycetes; Mycosphaerellales; Mycosphaerellaceae
Exons: 1
Coding region: 1-1191 (396 amino acids)
Biological process (GO): heme biosynthetic process
Molecular function (GO): protoporphyrin ferrochelatase activity
Source: RefSeq, a predicted model, not a curated record
AUGGCCACUGUGGUGCCACCAGUGACGCAGGACUCGACGAGCAAGAAUGGUCCGACGGCGAUGGUCUUCAUGAAUAUGGGCGGUCCCUCCACCACCGAUGAAGUUGGCGACUUCCUGUCUCGACUGUUCGCGGACGCCGACCUCAUUCCACUCGGACCACUCCAAAACUACCUGGGACCUCUGAUCAGCAGGAGACGAACCCCUAAGAUCAAGAAGCAGUAUGCAGACAUUGGUGGAGGGAGUCCGAUCCGCAAGUGGAGCGAAUACCAGGCGGAGGAGAUGUGCAAGAUCUUGGACAAGACGAACACGGAGAGCGCACCGCACAAGCCAUACGUCGCGUUUCGGUAUGCGAAUCCGUUGACGGAGGAGAUGUACAACAAACUGUUCGAAGAUGGGUUUGGCAAGGGAAGAGGAGGGAGAGCAGUCGCGUUCACUCAAUAUCCGCAAUAUUCUUGCAGUACUACGGGCAGUUCGCUCAAUGAAUUGUGGAAGUGGAGGCAAAGACUUGAGUCGCCUACGCGGAGUGCGGAUGCACCAGCAGAGGGUUCGAUACAAUGGAGUGUGAUUGAUCGCUGGCCUACACACCCUGGACUGGUUCAAGCAUUUGCAGAGAACAUCACCAAGAGACUGGAGUCAUACCCUGAGGACAUUCGUGACAGCGUAGUACUGCUGUACAGUGCGCACAGUCUCCCCAUGAGCGUGGUGAACCGCGGUGAUCCCUACCCAUCUGAGGUUGCGGCAACUGUCUGGGCCGUGCAGCAAGCACUUGGACAUCGCAACCCGUACCGACUUGUAUGGCAGUCGCAAGUUGGACCAUCGGCAUGGCUUGGUGCCCAGACGGCUGAGACGGUUCCCAACCUUAUCAAGAAGGGCCAGAAGGACAUUGUAUUGAUCCCCAUCGCAUUCACAUCCGAUCACAUCGAAACUCUAUUCGAAAUCGACCAGGAGGUAAUUCACGAAGCAGACCAGGCAGGCGCAGACGGCCGUGUGCGAAGAGCAGAGUCUCUGAACGGCAGCCCAACAUUCAUUAAAGCUCUUGCGGAUCUCGCAGGGAGCCAUUUGAAGUCGGGCGUGAUUUGCAGCAAACAGAUGGGACUGCGAUGUCCCGGUUGUAAGAGUGAGAGAUGUCUGGAACAAAAGCGAUUCUUCAUGGGGCAGGGAACACAAGCCAAUGAAGCCGUGACUUUGUAA